CGCUUGAUGUCCGCUUUCCCACCGCUCAGAUAGCGCUGUCACUUUCACGCCAAAGUAGAGUGGUCCUCCGGACAGCAGUCGCUUCAGAGCCCUCCAGCGAGUAACUGCGAAAAUGAGAGCGAUGACUGGUCUGGGAAGCCUGCUGCUAGCUGCAGUGUUGGGGACGGCCUGUGCCCAAGACUUCGCCGUGAAGGUUAACGUGGCCGGCGUGGGAAUGCUCGGUGGCUCCUUAGCCUGGACCAAGCGCCAGAAUCGAACCAUCUACCAGUUCCUGGGCGUGCCCUACGCCAACGUCACCACCAGGUUCCAGGAGCCGUCGCAGCCGGUGAACUGGACUGGAACGAGGAACGCCACAGCCUACGGCCCCGCCUGUGUACAGUUCUUCUCUUCCGGAAGCUCCAGCUUGCGCCAUCCCGCAGCUGACGUCGACCCCGUGCUGGUGGCGGCGGCGGCGAUGGCGACUCCGCUCAGCCAGAGCGAAUACUGCCUCACCAUGGACAUCUACUCGCCGAACAUGACGGCGAAGCUGCCGGUGCUGGUGUACGUGCACGGUGGGGCGUUCGUGGGCGGCUCCUCGCAGCAGGUGCAGCCCCACUUCCUGCUCGACCACGACAUCGUGCUGGUGGCGCCGCAGUACAGACUCGGCCCACUCGGUUUCCUGAGCCUGCAGACGGACGACGUUCCCGGCAACGCCGGCCUCAUGGACCAGCUGGCGGCGCUGCAGUGGGUCCACGACCACAUCAGCCAGUUCGGUGGCGACCCCGCCAAGGUGACGCUGGCCGGCGGCAGCGCCGGCGCCGCUUCAGUAGCGCUGCUGCAGCUCAGCCCACUCUCCAAGCCGACCACUGGAGCGCUGUUUCAGCAAGUGUUCCUCGAAAGUGGUUCGGCGCUGGCUCCAUGGUCGGUGGAGGACGAUCCCCUGUCGAGAGCGGCAGUCAUAGCCAACUCCGUUAAAUGCACCGACGAGACUCUUCUGGCGGAAUGCCUUCGAAACGCUACCAUCCCUGCACUCAUGAUAGGAUUCGUGCAGAGCGCGAUCGACGACAUGUUGAGUGGUGGUACGGGCCUGGGAGGCGCUCUGCCCGUGGUGCAGACGAAUAUCACCGAAAAGGCAGUCCUAACGAAGAAGCCGUUGGAUGCCAUCCGGGAUGCCGACUUCCGCGCCGUGCCCAUGCUUGUGGGCGUGGCCAAGCACGAGGGCAUCAUGCCACUGGCCUUGCUGGGGAUCUAUAAUCGAAUUAUUAAUAGUACAUACGGGGAGGACUUCUACCAGACGAAAACGGUGAACGACCUGGUGCGACGGGUUAUGAUGAUAGAAGAGAACCGAGUCGCCACCGACGCAGUUGCCGACAAGUACUUCAAACCCGGCACCCUGGACAGCCUGGACGCCAUGAGGCCAAGUCUGAUCGACUUGGCCGGAGCUGUUCACUUCAAAGGGCCUGCCCUCACGACAGUGGAGUUCAACUCUAAAACUGGAAACACGACCUAUUUAUAUUCCUUCAACCAUCAAGACAAGUACAACUACGAAGCGGUGGGUCAUGGCGGAGAUUUUCCAUACCUGUUCCCUCAGCCCAACGUAAACUUGACAGCCGAAGAAGACAGCGUAUCGCAGAAAAUGGUACAACUUCUGGCCAACUUCGUCAUUUACGGGAAGACAACCGCCAGUCCUGUGGCCGGGGUGCCGGAGUGGCGGCCGUACACGCUGCAGGACCCAUCCUUCCUGCUGGUGGACAAGGCGCCGCAGCUGCGGCAGGACUUCGAGCGGCAGCUGACCGUCGCGGCCUCGGAGGGCCUCCGGAAGCAGGCGUCGGCCGCCACCGCCUGCUGUGUCGCCAGCGUCGCGACGCUGGUGGCCGUCGUCGCCGCCUCCCUGGCCUUCCACUAGGCGGCAGGGGCAGUACGACAGCCGGGCCGCCCCCACAGCAACUCGCCACGUCCGGCUGCUCGGGAGACAAACUGUUUAUUCUGCACAAAAGAUAACUACAGCUGUAGGACUGAGCCAGUGUGUGACAAGCCACGUCAAAAGAUUCUACUACACUGCUCAAAAGAAUUAUGGGAACAUGACCUUGAGCGUCUGCUGUACUCCACUGAGCAAUAAUUGAGGACUGGGCAUAUUAACAACAAAACAUCAUUAGAUACUCGCUCAUUUAUGUAACAAGAACUGAAAGUGCCGACAGGUGUCGAAAACAAAGUGGAAGCGAUCAUUCAUCUCGUCAUCCUCGGCGCUUUGGACUUUCAGAGCUUUAGUAGAGCAUGUGCGCUCUUGAGCGUUUAUCACCGCCUGAGACUUACGUGGGAAGUCUACGAGGUCAUCCUGUGGUAUCCGUUCACAUUCUUGAUGAGAGUCUCUGAGAGCUCUUGUAGGGUCUGUGUUGGAACAUGUCGACCACGGACGCGUCUACCAAGCAUGUCGCGCACAUGCUCGGUGGAGUUUAGGUCCGGACUCACUGCUAGCCACUGCAUUACUACGAUGCUCCUGCUUUGUAACACAUCCACAUGGACCCUGGCGUUAUCGCGCACGAGAAGGAAUUCAGUGCCACUGCCACAUGCAGCGUCCACCACACAGUCCAACAAGGUCUGUUCGAUGCUCUGCCUGGACUUAAGGCGACCGUGAGACAACGAUAACGUCCUAACGAUUGUCGACGCUGAUCCCUCUCCCUACACCGUCACACAACCUCCGCUGCAUCUGUCGAUUUUAUGGACAUCGUUUGGCAGGUAUCGCUCAUCGCGAUGUCUCAACACCCGGACACGGCCAUCGCCUUGCGUCAGAGCAAAAUAUGGGCUCGUCUGUGAAUAACACGUUUCGCCAGUGACGAAGUUGCCAGUAUACGUGGGAACGACGGAACUGAAGCCGAGCUGCGAGAUGUUGUCGCGACAAGCAGUGCGUCGUAACGUCCUUUCGCGUAACCUGUUGCUUACAGUUUGCUCCGAGCCAGCAGCUCCAGUGGCUGUUCUGAGGUGGUCUCGCGGUAUUCGUAUGAGGCUCCAACGCAGAGAUGGCCAGAUAUCGGUCUUCAGGUGGCGUUGUACUGCGUCGGCGACCUUGUCCAACUCGGCUUGUGUACUGACGUGUCUGCUUGUAGCGUGUCCGCAACCUAUGGAUGACAGAUGGAGACAUGUUGGAAUCUGCAGCAACAAGACGGAAAGUCCAUCCUUCUUGGAUCAAACAGCACUUGCACUAUAUUAUGACGUCGCAUUGUGUGUGCCUGGUUGAAAGGAACGUACAGUCAUCUGUGUACGUCGCUAGAGAACACCUGACCAGCGGUACUCAUUUCCUUCUGACAGGCCAUCUAAUUCUUCAGUGCAUAACACAGCCAACAGGCGAGGAUUGACUUCAGCUGUUGCAUACACUAAAAGCGAAGAGCAUUGCAAUAAGACCAGAGGUACGGUUUGUAUCAAAAUUGAUUUAACAUGCCGGACGUUGACUUUCGUGUUUCCUUAAUUGUUUUAAGCAGUGUGCAUACCAGCAAAAGCCUCUCUGCUCGCCGCUGCGAAUCGAAUACCUACAGAAAACUGAGAGUGGAGAAAUUCAUUACAAAACAUUAAACACAUUAGCUUUAGUCUUUCUCUGCUCGUGAGUGUGUGCUCAUAGUUCAAGAGCUUGAAGGUGUGUGACAACUGUACACGUUAAAAUUAGCUUCAAUUUGUUUUGUGAAAAUAUUUGCCUUUCUUCUGGGAGCAAUAAAAGUAUGUGGGUAGAUGAAGUAGUCUGCAUUCUGUGACAUGAAAUAAACUUAAUCA
Schistocerca nitens (vagrant locust) is the source of this 3741-nucleotide messenger RNA. Its product is annotated as cholinesterase 2-like. The record is from RefSeq and is a predicted model, not a curated record. Bases 113 to 1885 code for a protein of 590 amino acids. NCBI's taxonomy places the organism in Eukaryota, Metazoa, Arthropoda, Insecta, Orthoptera, Acrididae. The transcript has 12 exons.